Diceros bicornis minor is the source of this 1247-nucleotide messenger RNA. RefSeq names its product alpha-1-microglobulin/bikunin precursor (gene AMBP). NCBI's taxonomy places the organism in Eukaryota, Metazoa, Chordata, Mammalia, Perissodactyla, Rhinocerotidae. Gene Ontology annotation, cellular component: cell surface; plasma membrane. The record is from RefSeq and is a predicted model, not a curated record. The transcript has 10 exons. Gene Ontology annotation, molecular function: serine-type endopeptidase inhibitor activity. Bases 78 to 1136 code for a protein of 352 amino acids.
UCGGGCAGGGAGGUGGUGGCUCCUCUGUCCCCAGACCGAGCCCGUGAGUGACACCCGAGGCAGAGGAGCCCAGAGCCAUGCAGAGUCUCGGGGCCCUGCUUCUGCUGCUGACCGCCUGCGUGGCGCUGUGGGCCAGCCCCGUGCCGACCCUGCCUGAUGACAUCCAGGUGCAGGAGAACUUCGACGUCUCUAGGAUCUAUGGGAAAUGGUUCCUUGUGGCCAUGGGCUCCACUUGCCCGUGGCUGAAGAAGUUGAAGGACAGGAUGUCCAUCAGCACGCUGGUGCUGGGAGAGGGAGCGACGGAGAGGGAGCUCAGCACGACCAGCACUCGUUGGCGGAAAGGCGUCUGUGAGGAAGUCUCCGGGACUUACGAGAAAACAGACACCGAUGGGAAGUUCCUGUAUCAUAAGUCCAAAUGGAACGUCACCAUAGAGUCCUAUGUGGUCCACACCAACUAUGAUGAGUAUGCCGUUUGUGUGAGCAAGAAAUUCAGCCGGCGCCAUGGACCCACCAUCACCGCCAAGCUCUAUGGGCGGGAGCCACAGCUUCGGGACAGCCUGCUAGACGAGUUCAGGGAGACUGCCCUGGGCAUGGGCAUCCCCAGGGACUCCAUCUUCAUGAUGACUGACAGAGGUGAGUGUGUCCCUGGGGAGCAGGAACCAGAGCCCAGUCCACUCUCGAGAGCCCGGCGGGCCGUGCUGCCCCAGGAAGAGGAAGGAUCGGGGGCUGAACAGCUAAUGACUGAUUUCAGCAAGAAAGAGGAUUCCUGCCAGCUGGGCCCCGCGGAAGGUCCUUGCCUGGGGAUGGUCACGAGGUAUUUCUAUAACGGCUCGUCCAUGGCCUGUGAGACCUUCCAAUAUGGUGGCUGCCUGGGCAACGGCAACAACUUCGUCUCGGAGAGGGCGUGUCUGCAGACCUGCCGAACUGUGGAGGCCUGCAAUCUCCCCAUAGUCCAGGGACCCUGCCGAGCCAGCUACAAGCUCUGGGCAUUUGAUGCUGCCCAGGGGAAGUGCGUCCUCUUCAUCUAUGGGGGCUGCCAAGGCAACGGCAACAAGUUCUACUCGGAGAAUGAGUGCAAGGAGUAUUGUGGCAUCCCUGGUGACGGGGACGAGGAGCUGCUGCCCUUCUCCGGCUGACCGGUCCAGAGGCCACAGGGUGGCAGGGAGGGCAUGGGCCAGUGUCUGUCCCAGUGCCCCAUGGCAGGCCAGGCCAAGUGACCUGGCUUCAAAUAAAAACCAAAUUGUGGA